CUCCUCAAUAUCCAGCCAUUUCCGAAUCCUAUCGCCAUUUCUGGCCACCAGAACCAAAACCAUAGAAAAUGGCCACGAAAACUCUAGUGUUCUCAGUUACUGUUAGUAAACCAAUGCUUGUAAGUCCAUCAAGACCCACACCUUAUGAAAUCAAGCCUUUAUCCGACAUCGAUGACCAAGAAGGCUUUCGUUUCCAAAUUCCGGUGAUCCAGUUCUAUCGUAAGGACCCCAAAAUGGAUGGUCGAGAUCCCGCGAGAGUGGUGACGGACGCGUUGUCUGAGGCGUUGGUCUAUUACUAUCCUUUUGCUGGGAGGUUGAUAGAGGGGGAGAACAAGAAGUUGAGUGUGGAGUGUAGUGGAGAGGGGGUUUUGUUUGUGGAGGGGGAUGCUGAUGUGAGUUUGGAGGAGUUUGGGGAUGCUCUUAAGCCUCCUUUUCCUUGUUGGGAGAAGCUUUUGAUGCAUGUUCCUGGUUCCGAUGGCGUGAUAGGAUGCCCAUUGCUCUUGAUUCAGAUAGAGCAAUGUCCCGUAUAUGGGAUCAGUGUUCUAAAAUACGAUUCGGCCAAAGUACUUGGAUCUUGGUGGAGGCGAGUUACUCUGUCGAGUCUAAAAACUCCUCGAGUCGUGAACAUAGUUACCGGGAGAGGGAGCAGCUCCGGUUUCGGGAGUGGAAGCAUCGGAUCGAUGGCUGCCCGAAGCUCCGGAGGUCGGGGAGCGCGUUCCGGUGAGGGUAGAAGUUAUGGAUCGAGAUUCGGUUUGAACAGGGAGCGAGAUCCCGAUACAUUGGGAUCGAGAACCCUAUUUAACGGGAACACAUUCCAUGUAUUUACAGAACAAGAUCCCGUUUGA
This is a messenger RNA of Amborella trichopoda, 845 nucleotides long. RefSeq names its product benzyl alcohol O-benzoyltransferase. Lineage: Eukaryota; Viridiplantae; Streptophyta; Magnoliopsida; Amborellales; Amborellaceae. The record is from RefSeq and is a predicted model, not a curated record.